Molecule: messenger RNA, 303 nt
Organism: Seminavis robusta
Lineage: Eukaryota; Bacillariophyta; Bacillariophyceae; Naviculales; Naviculaceae
Source: the annotation of a GenBank genome assembly
AUGAUCAACCUCUUUGGCUCGGCCGCCAAGAGCGUCCAAUCAUGGGCAAGUCGCUCUCGAAGACCCUCAUCCUCAUCGGCACCAGCCGAUCCUCCGCUUCCUCCACCACAGCUUCCACCACGUCGAAGAGCACCCUCUCCAGUGAUAGUGGAAGACGCAUCUGACGAUGGAACAUCUCUCAUUGAAGACCUCCCGUCAAUGGUCUCCAAAGAUCCCUACCACAGCAGUAGCGACGAGGACUCCACGACCAUCGAUGAUCUUCCUACAAGUACAGAUCCACUACAACAAGUGACACCACCUUGA